This is a messenger RNA of Diutina rugosa, 1281 nucleotides long. It is a transcript of the gene ADE12, whose product is annotated as adenylosuccinate synthase. Gene Ontology annotation, biological process: 'de novo' AMP biosynthetic process; IMP metabolic process. Gene Ontology annotation, molecular function: GTP binding; adenylosuccinate synthase activity. The record is from RefSeq and is a predicted model, not a curated record. Bases 1 to 1281 code for a protein of 426 amino acids. NCBI's taxonomy places the organism in Eukaryota, Fungi, Ascomycota, Pichiomycetes, Serinales, Debaryomycetaceae. The transcript has a single exon. Gene Ontology annotation, cellular component: cytoplasm.
AUGAUUGACGUCGUUCUUGGAGCCCAGUGGGGUGACGAAGGCAAGGGUAAAGUUGUGGACAUUUUAUGUAAUGACAUGGAUGUCUGUGCUCGUGCCCAAGGUGGUAACAAUGCUGGGCACACUAUUGUCGUUGGUGACAAGAAGUACGACUUUCACUUGUUGCCGUCAGGCUUGGUAAACCCCAAGUGUGUCAACUUGAUUGGUAACGGUGUCGUCGUUCACGUGCCGUCCUUCUUUGAGGAGCUUGAAAACCUCGAAAAGAAGGGUUUGGACUGUCGUGACCGUUUGUUCUUGCUGUCUAGAGCCCACCUCACCUUUGAAUUCCACAAGAGAACCGAUAAGUUGAAGGAAGCCGAACUUUCGACAAACAAGGUGGCUAUUGGUACCACUGGUAAGGGUAUCGGGCCCACUUACUCGACAAAGGCGUCCAGAUCGGGUCUUAGAGUACACCACUUGGUCAACCCUGACCCCUCUGCUUGGGAAGAAUUCAAGACUCGUUAUUACCGUCUCGUGGAACUGAGAAUGAAGCGUUACGGUGACUUCGAGUACGACGCUGAGGCUGAACUUGCUCAAUACGAGAAGUACCGUGAGCAAUUGCGUCCUUUCGUCGUUGACGGUGUCGCUUUCAUGCACAAUGCCUGGAAGAGUGGCAAGAAAGUUCUUGUUGAAGGUGCUAACGCUCUUUUACUUGAUAUUGACUAUGGUACCUACCCUUACGUGACUUCUUCCAACACUGGGAUUGGUGGGGUGCUUACAGGUUUGGCCGUGCCUCCUGCGUCGAUUGGCAACAUCUAUGGUGUCGUCAAAGCUUACACCACUCGUGUGGGUGCCGGUCCUUUCCCUACUGAACAGCUCAAUGAAAUCGGUGAAACUCUCCAAGAUGUUGGUGCUGAAUUUGGUGUAACCACUGGCAGAAAGAGACGUUGUGGCUGGUUGGACCUUGUCCUUAUGAAAUACUCUUGUUGGAUUAAUGGUUACACUCACCUUAAUAUCACCAAAUUAGAUGUUUUGGAUGGUUUCAAGGAAAUCAAGGUUGCCACGAAAUACCUGAUCGGCGGAAAAGAAUUGGAAUCCUUCCCUGAAGACCUUAACGAAUUGGCGAAGGUUGAAGUUACCUACGAAACUUUCGAAGGAUGGCAACAAGACAUCACGAAGAUCAAGGAUUACAAGGACUUGCCAGAACAAGCUAAAAAGUACCUUAAGUUCAUUGAGGACUAUUUGGAAACUCCAAUCAAGUGGGUUGGUACCGGGCCUGCAAGAGACUCUAUGUUGACUAAGUGA